Molecule: messenger RNA, 2609 nt
Organism: Scatophagus argus
Lineage: Eukaryota; Metazoa; Chordata; Actinopteri; Scatophagidae
Product: nocturnin-like
Exons: 7
Coding region: 604-1764 (386 amino acids)
Biological process (GO): circadian rhythm
Molecular function (GO): poly(A)-specific ribonuclease activity
Source: RefSeq, a predicted model, not a curated record
UUACGUGAAAUAUUCAAACCUGGCAACAGGGGGCUCGCGUUCCACCCACAGCUUGGUGUUAGCCGGCGUGCAAGGUGAACCUGACUGGUGUGUGCAGCUCAUAAACACUUCUUGGAAAGCCGAGGUUGUUCAUAAAUGCCUGUGCCCGUGUAUUUUCCAGACUCAGUGUUUGAAGUUUGAUGUGUGUUCCCGGUGCGGCUCCUACCAGCAGAUGGCAGAAGGGACCGGUCGUCUCUCCGUUGUGACCUUGCCCUGCAGCUCAAGGGUCAAGCACCCACCCACUUCGCUCUGAACAAAAGCAGGCAGACACAUGCACAGAGAGUACAUUCCCUCUUUCGGAGGUGCGCAAUAUUAGGACCACGCAGAGGCACAGAAAGUGGAGCUGAAGGGAAACCAGCAGUUUAUUCCAGUAAAUAAGCUUUAAAUGCAGCAGCGAGCAGUCAUAUUUCCACAUUCAACGCACACGGAACAAAACCAUUGUUCAGCACAGCCAGGAAGCUUAAAUCAUCUGACAGUACCACACACUAUCUGUGACAGCAGCAUUAAAAGCAGGUGUUAAGGACAAUUUACUGACAUGCAAAUUGGACAUAGCUGUGGACAGUGAUGGAGACUAUGGUGUAUCCGAUGGGUGGGGGGGCCACCAGGCUGUACAGCACUCUGACUCAGACCCUCAGCAGCAGCUCUCCUCUCCCUCUCCCUCCGUCCCACCUGGACCCCCACCCACCUGUUGACACAAACCUGGAUCCAGCUUUCUGCCAGGAGCAGAAGGGGUCCGAUCCAGUGGAGCUGCUACAACAGUGUGAGGAGGCCCUCGGGGACAGACCACCUCGCUUCCACAGGAAGUUCACUUACCUCAAUGAUGGAAACAGUGCCCCCAGCAGCUCCAUGAGGGUGAUGCAGUGGAACAUAUUGGCCCAAGCUCUGGGUGAGGGACUUGACAGUUUUGUUCAGUGUCCCCCGGAGGCCCUCAGCUGGUCCCGCAGGAAGUACCUCAUCCUAGAAGAGAUCCUCUCCUACCGACCUCAUAUCCUGUGUUUGCAGGAAGUCGACCACUUCUAUGAUACCUUUCAGCCAGUUCUGGCAAGCCUGGGUUACAGCAGCAACUUUUGCCCUAAACCCUGGUCGCCGUGCCUGGAUGUGGAGGGCAACAACGGCCCUGACGGCUGUGCACUGUUCUUCGAUCGGACACGAUACGAGUUCCUGGAUAGCGUGAACAUACGGCUCUCUGCCAUGAGGAUUCCAACCAAUCAGGUUUCUGUGGUGACGAUGUUACGUUGCCGGAGCACAGGGAGAUGCGUGUGCGUGGCCGUGACCCACCUUAAGGCUCGUUCUGGCUGGGAGUGGCUCCGCAGCGCCCAAGGCUCCAACCUCUUGCAACAUCUCCAGAGUCUGAUCCAGAAACACGCCGGCCCCACCGAUGCCCCUAACACCCCUCUGCUCAUAUGUGGUGAUUUCAACGCAGUCCCCACUGAGGAGGUGUACAGACGUAUCAUGGCGUCACCUCUCCGUUUGGACUCGGCCUACAAGAAACUGAGUCAGGACGGUUUGACUGAACCAGAGUACACGACGUGGAAGAUUCGACCAACAGGGGAAUGCUGUACCACUCUGGACUACAUCUGGUACAGUCUGGACACACUGAGAGUGGAUGCAGUUUUGGACAUGCCCACUGAGGAACAGAUUGGACCAAACAGGCUUCCAUCCUUUAGCUAUCCGUCUGACCACCUUUCUCUGGUUUGUGACUUCAGUUUUAAGGAGAAGGAGUGAUAAGGACAUGACGAACCAGCAAACAGGGAGGGACAACAUGUGAAGAGAGAGUCGACUGGCUCCUGGUCAGCUUCACUCAACAAGGUGUACAGUGGAGACGCCACGUCAACAGUGAAAGGGAGAGGAUGAAGACAGGACGCAGAGGAGCCAGAGUUCACAUAGCCAGUAUACUACAGUGACUGAAAAUACAGUGUUUUUGCUACACAUGUGGGGCUAAAUUUACUCCCUGACUACGCUCUCGUUGGUUAGCUUAUUACCAGCACUGGUCAUGCCUCUAUACUGUUGUCAGGAAUUGGUUCAAACUCCACUAAACUCUCAGAGACAGCAGACUAUAAGACUGACACCUCAAAUAUUUGUUUCAGUGCUAAUGUGAUCAAGUGCUGCCUGAGCAUUAGCAUCAGAAAUACAGUAGUCAACUGGUAUGACAAACUUGUGCACAAUAAUAUUUUGUAAUGUUUUAAUUGUGAAGGUUCUCGUGGAUUCAUGUCUGUUUAACUUUUUUAUUGGGGUGUGAAAUGAAGCCUAGCCUAUGGUCAGGUACUACAGUCAGGUUUUUAAAUGUCCCACAUACCAGACCAUCAAAGGCUUCUUUAGUACCACAUACCAAAUCAUGCACUGGCAUUAUUUUAUAAGAAGUUUUUUUUUUUUCAUCUGAGAAAAACUGAAUAUGACCCUGAUUUAUCUAUGCAUGCCUACCUUAUCAAUGAAACAAUAAGUUCUGUAAACUCAACUGGAUGUCAGAAUGUGAAAAGUAACCACAGAAACAGUCUGCACUCAAUGUGCUUCUGAUUCAUUGGAAAAAUAAAUGUUAUCACUACUCAAAAUAAAGGUCGCUGCCAACCAGA